AGCUUCAAAGGAACCAUGUGUUUCCGGUUCCGGUCCACUUUCUAUUUGGUUUUAGCCGGGUUCCUGCUGUUUCUGCUCCACGCUCAGAUGCGCCGAGCUCCGGUUGGACCUCGUCGGAGCCCCGGUGCCCCUCGGCCGGCUUCAGACUGGACUUUCCCCGGAAUUCGGUCUCCGUUCGGAGGUUCUCCUCAGCGCCGAGGGGUAGGCUUCUCUCCCCGGUUCAGCAGAGGAACUAUGGACGGGUCACCGGCACAUUUCAGCGGCGAGAGCAGGGGGUUCGGGGUUUCGGUCGGGAGGGGAUCCGAGUUCCGGCGGCCCCAGUCCUUCAGUCCUUCGGGAGCUCCGAACCUGCAGCCCAGAGACGUUCCGGUGGAGAGAUACUUCAGUCCCUCCAUGCUGCAGGAUCCCUGGAGGAUGCUGCAGCCUGUCACACCUGAAGCUGCUGCCAGGACCAGCUGAGCCAAUCAGAGCACAGAACCAAUCAGAACCCAGAGGAGCAACCUCUGCGAUUGGACAGAAGUUUGACCAGCACAACAUUUUCAACCUUCUGGUUACUUUUGUUUUUACUGCUAAACUUUUUAUUUAAAUAAAAGUUAAAAACUUAA
Gambusia affinis (western mosquitofish) is the source of this 605-nucleotide messenger RNA. Its product is annotated as M-phase specific PLK1 interacting protein. NCBI's taxonomy places the organism in Eukaryota, Metazoa, Chordata, Actinopteri, Cyprinodontiformes, Poeciliidae. The transcript is spliced from 2 exons. Bases 16 to 459 code for a protein of 147 amino acids. The record is from RefSeq and is a predicted model, not a curated record.